Molecule: messenger RNA, 1161 nt
Organism: Fusarium subglutinans
Lineage: Eukaryota; Fungi; Ascomycota; Sordariomycetes; Hypocreales; Nectriaceae
Product: serum paraoxonase arylesterase
Exons: 3
Coding region: 1-1161 (386 amino acids)
Source: RefSeq, a predicted model, not a curated record
AUGGCCAGUCUCUUCAUCAAAACCAGCAUCGCAACCAUCGCCAUUCUGGCAAUUUUCUUCCAGAUCUAUCUCAAAGAAGCAAUAUGGCUUGGUUUCGGCAUAAACAGAACCAUCCAACCCCUCAGUGAAUUCCCCUAUCAAUGCCGUAAAAUCGUGCAUCAUCGGCUGGAGGCUUGCGAGGACAUUUUUGGGUAUCGCAAUAUUUCGGGUCGAUCAGAGCGUGACGCUAUCGUUGCGCUGGAUAUCGAUAAGCCGACUGAUAACGGCCUUGAGUUCCGUACCCUAAUAACACCCAGUUUCGAAGGCACUGCUGGUGAUGGACUUGUCAACCUCGCUGGUUUCUCAGGCGUCGAACAGGAAAAUGGCGAUAUUGAUUUAUUCCUCGUCAACUUGCGACCUGCGAUUGACGCAGACGGGAAAUUGGCAGAUCAAUAUGUUCAUGGUGGAAACUCAACUAUCGAGCACUUUGUUACCGGUCCCCAAGCGACGGAGAUGAAGCAUGUUCGGACAUAUGCUCAACAUGGAAUUACCACUCCAAACCGUGUUGCAGCACUGGGUGAUGGGUCUUUUUACAUCAGCAAUGAUCACGGUCCUCAUAAAUUCGGCUGGGUAAUUAUUUUCACGCCUAUUUUAUGGCUUGUACUAACAAACCAGCGGCAUCAUUUGUCCAUGAUUUUAGGCUUCUCCGACGUGACAUUCUGCGAUACUCAAACCUGCAAGACCGUUGCACCCAAUCUGCAAUUCCCAAACGGUCUCGUUAUAAAAGACAAUAUCCUCUACCUCCCCGACUCCAUAACAGGUCGUCUAUACAUCUACCGCAUCCUUCCUAACAGAGACCUCGAAAAGAUUGAUGAAGUUAAUCUAGGCUAUGGUGUUGAUAAUGCAUCAAUCGAUGAGAAUGGCGAUAUCUGGAUCGCUGCGUUUCCUAUCGGCGUUGAGAUCUUCAAGGCGUACGAUGAUCCGUACAAUGCUCAUCCGCCUAGUACUGUAUUGAGAGUUAGGAAGGUUGAGGGGGAGUAUGUUGUUGAAAAAGUGCUUGAGGAUGCGAAGGGGGAGGUUUUGCCGGCUGCUACGACGGUUGUGCAUGAUACCAAGACUGGAAGGCUUUUCCUGAGCAGCGUUAUUUCGCCGUUUAUUGCUGUUUGCAAACCAAAGUUGUAG